AAUGCCACCAAUUCGGAAGCAACAACCGGAUUCAAGCUGGUCAGGAGUCAAUGUUCUGUAUUUCCUGAUCGCUUUCCGUGUCUGCAAUGUUCUUCUCACUCGCACCUUCUUUCAACCAGACGAAUACUUCCAAUCUCUAGAGCCCGCCUGGGACAUAGCUUUUGGGCCAUCUAGUGGCGCGUCAUCACUACACCCUUUUCUCUUUGCAGCCGUAUAUCGCGUGACAGCAUUGAUCGCUGAUGCUCUACAUCUGGAAGCAGCGACUCAAGCGGAGCUACUGCUGGCAGCUCCCAAACUUCUUCAAGCGGGGUUUGCAGCGACUACCGACUAUUUCAUCUGGAAGCUGGCGACAAAAGCUUACGGCAAAGGCUCAAAGGCUUCUUCUGCUGCCACCACACUGACUACUGUUGCUUUGUGGCUUUGGCCUCUGCGUAAUGAUCCCAAGCAACCUGGUUCCAAUGCUACGAGUCUACGAAUGGCUCUGGCAUUGGCUGCUAUAGCCACAGUAUUGAGGCCAACGAACGCGAUCAUCUGGAUCGUCAUGGCUGUAUAUACGGCAGCACCAGGCAAGGACAUCAAUACAACAAGAGCGCUUUGGACUUUGGCUGUAGAGUGCCGUGAGGCGGUCAUCUCAGGGUUCGUCUACAUAUAUCUCUUCGAUUUGCCGUUCGCCAUCUCACUCGCCUCAGAUCAUCUAUAUUAUGGCGAUUGGACCUUCCCCCCACUCCGCUUCAUCCAUUUCAACGUCGUGCAAUCUCUUGCUGUCUUCUAUGGCAGAAACCGACCCGAUUACUACUUGACCGAAGGACUUCCCUUGCUCCUGACGAUGACACUGCCAUUUGCCAUGUGGGGCUGCUGGUCUGCUUUCUCCAACAACAAAAGAUACAGCACUGAUUGUCAANAAGUCACGCGACCUUUGGCAAUCUCUGCCUUUGUUUUUGUGACCAUCAUGAGCUUGAUUGCUCACAAAGAAGUCAGGUUCAUCUACCCACUAUUGCCAGGACUUCUGGUAUUGGCAGCAGGCNCCUUUUCACAGUUCUUCUCGCCGCUGCUGUUGCCCAGGCUCGCCGUGAAGAAGAUUCUUUUGCUUGUGUUUGUUGCUGUCAACGUGGCCCUAGCUUUUUACAUCACUCAGGUUCACCAGCGAGGUGUCAUUGACGUGCUACACCAUCUCCGACACGAACACGAGCUUAAAACGUCUUCAAACACUACCGUCAUGUUCAUGAUGCCCUGCCACAGUACACCAUGGAGAAGCCAUCUGGUCUACCCUGCAAUCGAUGCACGGGCACUGACAUGCGAACCACCACUUGAUGUUCCUCUUGAGGCGAGAUCUUCGUAUAUGGACGAAGCAGAUCAGUUCUACGAGGACCCGGUUGCCUGGAUGCGUGAGCACAUGGAAGAUCCGGGAACACUAGAGAAGAGGCAGACAACCGCUGCAAUCAAUAUCCAUCAAGACAGGGCACAGUGGCCGGAAUAUCUGGUCUUUUUUGAGCAGUUGGAGCCGACGAUGGCAGAGUACCUGGCCAAGACCGCAUACAGACAGUGUUGGCGAGGCUUCAAUACGCACUGGCACGACGACUGGAGACGUCAAGGAGAUGUGGUGGUGUGGCGGUUGGGUGAAUGUGUA
Molecule: messenger RNA, 1627 nt
Organism: Aureobasidium musti
Lineage: Eukaryota; Fungi; Ascomycota; Dothideomycetes; Dothideales; Saccotheciaceae
Source: the annotation of a GenBank genome assembly